Messenger RNA from Bursaphelenchus xylophilus (pine wood nematode), 3270 nucleotides. The record is from the annotation of a GenBank genome assembly. Lineage: Eukaryota; Metazoa; Nematoda; Chromadorea; Rhabditida; Aphelenchoididae.
AUGGUCAUCAAACGUCCAGAGUCCGCGCCAGUGGAUGUAUCCGUUUUGGGGGAACAGCUUCAUUUCAAAACUUCUGGGCGAUAUGCCAAAAAUCGAUUCUUAAAGGUAAAAAAAAUUUUUUUUAAUCUCAUACAGUAAAUCAGAGCAAAUUAAAACGAAAGUUUUAGGCUGCACUCUCCGAGUCUCAAGCCACUUUUGAGCCGAAGGAUCCCAAGAAAAAUGGCUUGACCACUCCGGUUUUGUUGAAUUUGUAUCAAAAAUGGGGCCGAGGAGGAUUUGGAGUGGUCUUGACGGGAAAUCUUGUGAUAGAUCAUAAUCAUCUGGAAACUGCCGGAAACCAAAUCGUCAGUAAAGAGACUUGGAGCGAGGAGAGGGAGAGAGUAUUAAAGUAUGUUAUUUUAUACCAUAAAAUUUGGAGAUUAACCAAUUUCUUCUUUGCACAAUACUACAGGGUGUUUCAAGAAAUUCCCCGGAAAGCAAACGUCGAUUUCUCGGCGCUCAGCCACGAUAUCCAAAAAAUUUUUUUUGCAGUAGAAAGAAGGUUAUGGGCGGUUUUUUGCCUAAAAAGAUUUUUUCUUCGCCUACGCGGAAUGCAGUGCAUUCGGCGAAGACUUUUGACCGCUUUUUUGACCAUCACACUUAUCUAAAACGCUUUACUGUGACACUGCAGCAUCCGGAAAGUCUUCAGAUUUUUUGCACAAUGGAUCGGGAGGCAGGGUAUAACGCUAUGCGAUCCCAUUUAGCGACUGCACAGUGCAAUGCAGUCGCUGCAAUAUCGAUAAAGUCGAGCCCACCGCGUGAAUGUUUGAAACGGCAGGGCAAAGAGAAAUUGAAACAAAAAUUUUUUUGUUGUUUUCUGGUGCACCAAGUUGUUCCGUGAUGGCUAGACAUCUGCCGAGGCUUGACCACAAAAUUUUGUAGGGUAUACGAUACCCGCAGAAAAUAGUUGCCAGACAAUAAAAAUUGUGUUUUACCAUUUCUGGUCCGUAUCUGAGUUAAGAUAUGGCGAGCGGCUGCCAUACCUUUGCCGAACGCUUGAUAAGCACAAAAAUCAGUAAAUUAUCCGCAUUUCAGCCAUCAGAAACCACAAAAAAGCGUUUAAGAUGUAUGUGAUGACCAAAAAAGCGAUCUAAAGUCUUUGCCGAAUACACUGCAUUCCGCGUCGGCGUAGAAAAAAAUCUUUUUAGGCAAAAAACCGCCCAUAACCUUCUUUCUACUGCAAAAAAAAUUUUUUGGAUAUCGUGACUGAGCGCCGAGAAAUCGACGAUUGCUUUCCGGGGAAUUUCUUGAAACACCCUGUAUAAUUGUUUGCUUCAGGCAAUUAGCGUCCAAUAUCAAGCAAGAAGGAACCUUGGCCAUUCCUCAGAUCAGCCAUGCUGGUCGACAAACCCCUGAAUUAAUCAAUCCAACACCCUUUGCCCCAUCAGCCGUCCAACUAGUUGCUGGCAAAGGCGGCAACACUUAUGGCCUUCCGAUUGCGUUAAGCUUGGAACAAAUCCAAACUGAAGUCAUCGACCGUUUCGUAUUUACCGCUGAGAAGUUACAUCAAGCCGGAUUUGAUGGAGUCGAACUUCACGGAGCCCACGGAUACCUUCUGGCUUCAUUCAUUUCUCCUUCUAUGAACUUGAGGACGGAUAAGUAUGGAGGAAGUGCGGAGAAAAGAGCUCAGAUCUUGGUCGAUGUUUAUAAUGCAAUCAGGUAAAUGUAAUUUUAAUUUAAAACGCUUUUUUAUAAGUUUUCUAGCCCCACCAGUUAAAUUUUUUAUUUGUAGAGCCAAGAUCCCUGCUUCCACUGGAUUUAUAAUCGGAAUCAAACUCAACUCCGUAGAAUUCCAAAAUCACGGCCUGGGAAUUGAAGAUGCUAUCACGACCGCCAAGAUUGUUGAGGUAAGCGGAGUUUCCUUGAAAACUUUGUUCCCCGUCUAACCGUCUCUCAUUCCAUCAAUAAACUUUUAGGCAACCGGCUUUGACUUUAUCGAAUACUCCGGUGGUAACUACGAGAGUUGGCAGAUGGAUGUCACCGAAUCCACCAAGAAGAGAGAAGCCUUCUUUAUCAAAUUCGCUGAAGCUAUCAAGCCUCACCUCAAGAAGACUGUAGUCUAUGUAACUGGUGGCUUCCGAACAGCUCCAGCGAUGGUUAAAGCCAUCAAAGAGGGCUCAACUGAUGGAAUUGGCCUUGGUCGUCCUAUAACGGCCGAACCCGACCUGCCGAAGAAGAUUUUGUCUGGCCAAGUUUUGGCCGCUCCUUACAAUCCCAAGGACGGCGAUUUCUUCCAAAGUCAUGUAAUCUCAACUUCGCAAAUGCUUGAAGCCGGCCAACUACCAUAUUCCGAAUGCCAUGGAGAUGUUUGCUAUGGCAUUUUUGAUUCAAGCAAUGAAAAAGAACUCGAAAAUUUCUAUCAAGAAUUCUUGCCCUACCACAAGGAGAAGAUCAGAAAGUUGUUGGAAGAGAAUAUCCCAACUCAAGGCGCGUUUCUUUAUAAACCAAAGUAUGAAGGUGCUAAAUUGUGAAGAAUUCUUGUAUAACAGAUCUAAAAGUAGCCGUUUCAAAUUCUUAAUCAAUGAUCCUCAUUAGUCAUGUAAUGUAUAUUUUUCAAUACAAUAAAACGUACCGACGUUUACUGAUUUCGAUGUUUCUUGCAGCAUUGGUUCAGGUUUAUGUGUUAGCAUAAAUGAGCGGGGUUGAUUUUGUAUGUAGACAGCUUAUCUGAUCUUUAGAAUGUGGGUUCCCCCGGUUCAUCUGGGCUGGCCCUGUUGGUGGUCACAGGAGUUGAUGCACGUGGGGUGUUGGUGGAGUUGGCUGGUAAUCCAUUCGUCCAGGCACAUCUGGUGGAAUAGAUGGCCGCAGUAUGUGCGCAUUACUGGCCAACUGUCUCCGGUGAGGCAAUGGUCCUCUUGCACUCUGGAGUACUGGGCUCAUGGACGUCCCAGAAGUCAUAGGAGCGGGACCCUCGGGCGCAUAGAGAAGUGCGAUGUCAUCCUUGGAAGUGGAGACACGUUUUGCGGCUGGGUCAUCAGAAAAAGUCGUGUCGGCGCAGGCAAUUUGCGCACCGGUCGCCAAAAAGCUGGCGGCGGACCGUGCGAUCUACAGCUACUGUGCAGUCCAGCAGAUUAUGGUCGGGCGAGUUGCAGUAUGCGCAAGGCCGCCUUCCAAUUAUUCUUCUACCUGGUGGAGAUGGAGGUGGUGGUUGAGUGUUGGGCUAAAUUCAACAGGAGACUGAUUUUAAUAUAUUUAUUACAGCAUUGCUAUAGCGUAAAUGGGCGGGAUUAG